AUGAGUUCCAACAAGCAAAUUACAGCGGUCAAGCUAGUGCUUCUUGGAGAGGCAGCUGUAGGAAAGUCUUCCUUGGUUUUACGUUUUGUCAGCAACGAUUUCCAGGAAAAUAAAGAACCCACUAUCGGAGCAGCCUUUCUGACACAACGGUGCACAAUUGGAGAUAAGACCAUCAAGUAUGAGAUAUGGGAUACCGCUGGUCAGGAAAGAUUUCAGUCACUUGCUCCCAUGUAUUACCGUAACGCACAAGCUGCACUAGUGGUGUAUGAUGUGACAAAACCGAAGAGCUUCAUCAAGGCCCGCCAUUGGGUCAAUGAAUUACAUGAACAGGCAUCCAAAAACAUCAUAAUUGCUCUUUGCGGCAACAAAUACGAUAUUGUCGAGUCAGAGGAUAACGAUGUUUCGACAGAGAAUGAAGAUGAUGAUUCCCGUAAACGUAAGGUCAGUGUACAAGAGGGUCAGACCUUGGCGGAUGAUGAAGGUCUAUUGUUUUUUGAGACCUCGGCAAAGACAGGAUUUAACGUUAAUGAAGUAUUCACCACUAUUGGAAAGCAUAUUCCAGAAGCCACUAGCUCUGAAAAUGCUGCUGGUCAGGAAAGAGUUGAUCUUACAAAUAGACUGGAUAGUUCUUCUACGGAAUCAACCUGUCAAUGUUAG
Messenger RNA from Komagataella phaffii GS115, 657 nucleotides. RefSeq lists its product as uncharacterized. The coding region runs from base 1 to 657 and encodes 218 amino acids. Gene Ontology annotation, molecular function: GTPase activity; GTP binding. The record is from RefSeq and is a predicted model, not a curated record. Lineage: Eukaryota; Fungi; Ascomycota; Pichiomycetes; Pichiales; Pichiaceae. The transcript has a single exon.